UGUCUACAAAUUGACACAAUGACCUACUUUCCUUUCGUUGAAAGUAAACAAAAACAAAUUUAAAUUAAUGUUUACAAUAUUAAGUGCUCGACAACAAAGCGUACAAUCGGUCUCCACAACAUAACCUCACUUAUCACCAAGGCCUAAAUGCACGAAAUAUUCGAAAAAUACAUGUUUUCUACGUACUGCAACCACUUCCCGUGCAUCCAACCCAUUCCGGAGUACCAGUGUGCUAAAUGCCAUUACUCUACACACUUCAAAAUGUGUCUAUACAAGCAUUCUCCGAAACCAGAAACCCUCAGCCCCCAUAUUUGCCCCAAAUGUAAAAAUUUCCAAACCCAUUCCACUCUAAUCUUCCUCAGACAUCUAAACAAGUGCAAAAAACCCAAAGAGCGGCGCUUGAAGCCCCCCAUUCCGAAGCGACCCAAACGCUACAGCUGCACCAAAUGCCCGUACGCCAGCCCCAGCAAACAAUACCUCUUCAUCCACGUGAACGCCCGCCACACCACCCCCGACGCCAUCGUGUGGAUAAAAUGCGAACAUUGUACCUUCAAAACAAAAUGGCCCAGCCACCUCCGUAUCCACACUAGCCUCAACCACUGUGAUAACCCCAUCUGGUACAAGUGCGCCUCGUGCGACUUCAAAAGCCGCCUUCGACGCGCUUUGCAAGAGCACCAGAUCGUGCACUUGCCCCCCGACCAAAUCGAGUGGCAACAAUGUGAACACUGCCACUACAAAUCGAAAACCAAACGCCACCUCAAGAAGCACAUUUUCCUCAAGCACACCGACCCCGACUUGAUUAAGUGGGCGCAGUGCGAGCUGUGCCCCUACCGGGCCAAGCAGCGCACCCACUUGAAGAACCACGUCCGGGCCAAGCACACCCCUCCGGGCGACUCCGACUUGCCUCAGUGCGACUUCUGCCCGUACAAAACCGUGCAUCGCAGCACGCUAGUGAGACACAUGAACGCGCAACAUUUGAACCAGAGUCUGCAGAGGAGCGCCAGGGGGGCUGUCUUUAAAUGGUACGAAUGCGAUCGGUGUCUUUUCAAGACGAAGACGAACGCCAAUUUGAAGCGGCACGUGAUUUCGCAGCACACGGCCCCGGAGGACAUCGAGUGGUUCGAGUGUGAGUUGUGUCCGUUCAAGGGGAAGAUGAAGGGGCACUUGAGGAAGCACGUGAGGCUGCAGCACUCGGCGGACGUGGUGUGGUCGAAGUGUGAGUUUUGCGAGUAUAAGACGAAGCAAAAGAGCCACUUGAAGGAUCACGUUAAGGCGAAGCACACGAGGAGGGAGGAUUUGCAGAUGCUGAUGUGCGAUCAGUGUGGGUACGAAACGGGGUUUGCGAAUACGUUGAAGAGGCACGUGAGGAACAGGCACGGGGGGCUGAAAAGGGGCAAGGGGAGGUGAGGGAGUGAGUUAACGAGGCUGUGAAACUGUGUGUAUUCUAGUCGUUUGAGUUUACCAAAUAAAUUUCGAAAGAUGGUGUAUUGUUGGUUGCAUAGCGC
This is a messenger RNA of Zophobas morio, 1505 nucleotides long. Its product is annotated as zinc finger Y-chromosomal protein-like. Gene Ontology annotation, biological process: regulation of transcription by RNA polymerase II. Gene Ontology annotation, molecular function: DNA-binding transcription factor activity, RNA polymerase II-specific; RNA polymerase II transcription regulatory region sequence-specific DNA binding. Bases 148 to 1407 code for a protein of 419 amino acids. NCBI's taxonomy places the organism in Eukaryota, Metazoa, Arthropoda, Insecta, Coleoptera, Tenebrionidae. The transcript has 2 exons. The record is from RefSeq and is a predicted model, not a curated record.